AUGAUGGCAAGAGCUGGCACUUCGGGGAAACACCCCAACAACAUAGAGCGAGAUAUCAUGAGACAUUUGGGGCUGCCACUCCCGAUUCAUUGGAUCACUGUGCCGGUGUUGUCAGCGAGAGACCGAAAGACUCGGUCGGAGCUGCGGCUUCCCUACUUGAUGCCCCACGAGCUGGUGCACUACCUUCAUGAGACGCAGCAAGUGCAGAUCAUGCAGGAGUCGGUGAAUGAGUUCUGGGCACAUGCUGCCCAGCACACCGAUUGGGCUGCCCAUCAUGAGGGCUUCGGGACUAUGCCGCUGGGCGGCCUCCAGAUGCGAUACCCGCUGAUGAAUCUUCGCGAAUUCAUCUGCCUGGGCCCAGAGACACUCAACCCCGUCAUGGAGGUGCUGUCAUGGAGUUUCGGCCAACUUGCAGCCGGAGGGCGACACUACCUCAUCGAGAUGCGGGGGGACUGGAAGUGGCAGAAAGCCUUCUUCUGCCUCAAGCCGCAUUCGCAGGCGACGAUGACAUCUGGGAUGUUGGGGUUCGAGGGAGGGGCUUACCCCUCAUUGAACCUCAAAGCUUGGAAUUCUCGGCUUUUUGUGGUCUUCUUCGAGGUCGUGUUGAAGGAGCUCGUUGCAAGGGACACGGCUGCAGGCAACGAGCUCUUAUGCAAAGAGCUCAAACUGGCAUCUGCUGCCACGACGGCGAUGUGUGCCUUUCUGGCUGGCAUGGAGGCAUCGCCGCGAUACAUGAGCGAUGAGCAGUGCCGCUACUUGCAUGAAUCCAUGCAAUCUUUUCUGGAACUCUACGAGGUGCUCAUCGCUACAUCGCUUGCUCGGGGUACAGCCCGCUGGAAGGCGGUGCCGAAACACCAUUUGGCUUGGCAUUUGGUCGAAGAGAUGGACCGGUCGCACUACAACGUGCGAUUUUACCAUAGCUUUCUUGACGAGGACUAUAUUGGCCAAUGGAAACUUCUAGCACAAUCAGUGCCACGUGAUCUUCUCGAGUACAGAUGCUUGACGCGAUAUUUACUUCGUCUGGGCACGAAGGGCGGGAUCUAA
This is a messenger RNA of Symbiodinium sp. CCMP2592, 1044 nucleotides long. The record is from the annotation of a GenBank genome assembly. NCBI's taxonomy places the organism in Eukaryota, Dinophyceae, Suessiales, Symbiodiniaceae.